AUGCAAAUCUUUGUUAAAACUCUUACUGGAAAGACCAUUACCCUUGAGGUCGAGUCUUCAGACACUAUCGAUCAAGUUAAAACUAAAAUCCAAGAUAAAGAAGGAAUUCCUCCAGACCAACAACGUCUCAUUUUCGCUGGUAAACAACUUGAGGACGGUCGUACCCUCUCCGAUUACAACAUUCAGAAAGAAUCUACCCUUCAUCUCGUUCUUCGACUUCGCGGAGGUAUGCAAAUCUUCGUAAAGACACUUACCGGUAAAACCAUCACCUUGGAAGUCGAGUCUUCAGAUACCAUUGAUCAAGUCAAAGCCAAGAUUCAGGAUAAAGAAGGAAUCCCCCCAGAUCAACAACGUCUUAUUUUCGCUGGUAAACAACUAGAGGACGGUCGUACCCUCUCCGAUUACAACAUUCAAAAAGAAUCCACCCUUCACCUUGUUCUUCGACUUCGCGGAGGAAUGCAGAUUUUUGUUAAGACCCUCACUGGCAAAACCAUCACUUUGGAAGUUGAGUCAUCAGAUACAAUCGAUCAAGUCAAAGCCAAGAUUCAAGAUAAGGAAGGAAUUCCCCCAGACCAACAACGUCUUAUUUUUGCCGGAAAACAACUAGAGGACGGUCGUACCCUCUCCGAUUAUAACAUUCAAAAAGAAUCAACCCUUCAUCUUGUUCUCCGUCUUCGUGGUGGUCAAUAA
Molecule: messenger RNA, 690 nt
Organism: Funneliformis geosporum
Lineage: Eukaryota; Fungi; Glomeromycota; Glomeromycetes; Glomerales; Glomeraceae
Source: the annotation of a GenBank genome assembly